GAUAGCGUUCCCCUCUCUCUCUCUCUCUGUGUUGAGCAGCGAAAAUGGAGUCGAGAGUGUUGUCAGGAACCACCGGAAUCUCCAGCCUUACUCGGCUGAGGAAACCGAUACCCAGAGAGAGCACCACCACCACAUGCUUCGUCCCUAGCACUAGAUCAAUCGGAGCCGUUGGUGAUGGCGGCAACCUUAUCUGGGGAAGGCAACUCCGUCCGGCCUUGCUACUACUCGAGAAGUCACCGGUGAUUCGUUUUCCAUCCGUGAAAAGAGAGAUUCUCCGGCCGAGCUUCGCCGCAGCGUCGUCCCCGGCCGAGGGAAGUGAUUCUGCGGGGGAAGCUAAGAUUGCUCCGAUCGGAUUCCUGGAGAAGUAUCCGGCACUUGUUACUGGUUUCUUCUUCUUCAUGUGGUACUUCUUGAACGUGAUAUUCAACAUUCUCAACAAGAAGAUCUACAAUUACUUCCCUUACCCUUAUUUUGUAUCGGUGGUGCAUUUGCUGGUUGGGGUGAUUUACUGUCUCAUCAGCUGGUCUGUCGGUCUCCCAAAACGCGCUCCGAUGGACUCAACUCUUUUGAAGCUACUCACCCCUGUCGCAGUAUGCCAUGCACUGGGCCAUGUAUCAAGCAAUGUCUCAUUUUCUGCAGUUGCUGUUUCAUUCACACACACAAUCAAAGCUCUGGAGCCGUUCUUCAAUGCGGCUGCUACCCAGUUUGUGCUUGGACAACAGAUACCUAUUACCCUCUGGCUAUCUCUGGCUCCUGUUGUUCUUGGUGUUUCCAUGGCAUCUCUGACAGAGCUUUCAUUCAACUGGACUGGAUUCAUUAGUGCCAUGAUUUCCAACAUCUCCUUUACUUACAGGAGUAUCUAUUCAAAGAAAGCCAUGACUGACAUGGACAGUACAAAUCUCUAUGCCUACAUUUCCAUCAUUGCACUCGUUUGCUGUAUUCCACCCGCAAUUAUCGCUGAGGGACCUCAACUGAUGAAGUAUGGUUUCAGUGAUGCAAUUGCUAAAGUUGGUAUGACCAAGUUUCUCUCAGAUCUCUUUUGGGUGGGCAUGUUUUACCACUUAUACAAUCAGUUGGCGAUAAAUACCCUAGAAAGAGUGGCUCCUCUUACGCAUGCUGUUGGUAAUGUGUUGAAACGUGUCUUCGUGAUUGGUUUCUCAAUCGUGGUCUUUGGUAACAGAAUUUCAACACAAACGGGCAUUGGGACAGCCAUUGCAAUUGCAGGAGUGGCAAUAUACUCAUACAUUAAGGCCAAAAUUGAAGAAGAGAAACGACAAAUGAAAGCUGCAUGAGACCAAAGGAGAUCAAGGCGUGGAGGGAGAUUCUAGGUGUUAGUUUAAAUCUUGGUUGUACUCCAAAUGGAACAAUUCCUUGUGAAGAUCACCUUUCUUUUUUUCCUUUUCUUCUUUCUAUCCCUCCUUCCCAUCUUCCAUCCUUUACAUUUGGUCUCAGUUUGCUUUGAUUGGGAGUGCAAACUAUUGCAAAUUUGUUGUCAAUCUCAUGCUACCUGCAAAUAAUAUCUCACUCUCUCUUUUGACAAGCUGUUGCUGUUUUAGAUGCUCUAAAUGAAGCCAUGUGCUUGAGAAAUAAAUAUGUGAAUAGCAGAUUGAUUACUAG
Molecule: messenger RNA, 1617 nt
Organism: Telopea speciosissima
Lineage: Eukaryota; Viridiplantae; Streptophyta; Magnoliopsida; Proteales; Proteaceae
Product: triose phosphate/phosphate translocator, chloroplastic
Exons: 12
Coding region: 45-1292 (415 amino acids)
Biological process (GO): transmembrane transport
Cellular component (GO): membrane; Golgi apparatus
Molecular function (GO): antiporter activity
Source: RefSeq, a predicted model, not a curated record